Molecule: messenger RNA, 2343 nt
Organism: Nanorana parkeri
Lineage: Eukaryota; Metazoa; Chordata; Amphibia; Anura; Dicroglossidae
Product: cAMP-specific 3',5'-cyclic phosphodiesterase 4D
Exons: 15
Coding region: 237-2267 (676 amino acids)
Biological process (GO): signal transduction; regulation of cardiac muscle cell contraction; cAMP catabolic process
Cellular component (GO): nucleus; cytosol; perinuclear region of cytoplasm
Molecular function (GO): ATPase binding; transmembrane transporter binding; 3',5'-cyclic-AMP phosphodiesterase activity
Source: RefSeq, a predicted model, not a curated record
AGCAGUUCCUCCCCUGGAAAUUUAAGACACAGGAUAGAAGCUCUGUCACUUCCUAACAUUCAUCUGUAUGGAAGUCAGUGAUAGGAAGCAGAGCUACAGCAGCCUUCUCUAUCAGCUGGGACUGAACCUGACAAGUCUUCCUGAGCCUACCACUGUACAGAGCACUAUGGAUUACACUAUAACUAGUAGAAGACCUUUUUUUUUUGUUUAAACACUGACUUAUUUGCCGAAUCAACAUGAGUAUUGUCCUCAAGCCAAGAUCCCGAUCCACCAGCUCCCUGAAGACAACAGAUGGGCUCUGCUUUGAUGUGGACAAUGGCACCUCAUCGGGACGGAGUCCCCUGGAUCCCAUGACAAGCCCAGGGUCAGGGCUGAUUCUACAGGCAAACUUUGUCCACAGUCAACGAAGGGAAUCGUUCUUGUACAGGUCAGACAGCGACUAUGACCUCUCACCAAAGUCCAUGUCUAGGAACUCCUCCAUUGCUAGUGAUAUACAUGGAGAUGACUUGAUUGUAACACCAUUUGCUCAGGUACUGGCCAGUCUGCGUACUGUAAGGAAUAACUUUGCUGCAAUAACCAACCUGCAAGAUCGAGCGCCCAGCAAACGGUCCACAAUGUGUAACCAACCAUCCAUCAAUAAAGCAAGCAUACCAGAGGAGGCCUAUCAGAAGCUGGCCAGCGAGACCCUGGAGGAGCUGGACUGGUGUCUGGACCAGCUGGAGACCCUACAGACCCGGCACUCUGUCAGUGAAAUGGCCUCCAACAAGUUCAAAAGAAUGCUCAACCGGGAGCUCACCCACCUAUCAGAAAUGAGCCGGUCCGGCAACCAAGUUUCCGAAUAUAUUUCAAACACCUUUUUAGAUAAACAACAUGAAGUGGAGAUGCCAACACUGGCCCAAAAAGAAAAAGAAAAGGAAAAGAAGAAGAGACCUAUGUCUCAGAUUAGUGGUGUGAAGAAACUAAUGCACAGCUCUAGUCUCACAAACUCAAGUAUUCCCAGGUUUGGAGUCAAAAGUGAAAAUGAAGAUUCUCUAGCCAAGGAACUUGAAGAUGUGAACAAAUGGGGCCUUAAUGUUUUUAAAGUAACUGAUUAUUCCGGAAACCGACCUCUCACAGUCGUCAUGCACACAAUAUUUCAGGAACGGGAUCUGUUGAAGACAUUUAAAAUACCGACAGACACUUUAGUAACAUACUUAAUGACUCUAGAAGAUCAUUAUCACGCCGAUGUGGCUUACCAUAAUAACAUACAUGCAGCGGAUGUUGCUCAGUCUACUCAUGUGCUGCUUUCCACGCCAGCUUUGGAGGCUGUUUUCACAGACCUGGAAAUUCUCGCUGCAAUCUUUGCAAGUGCAAUACAUGAUGUUGAUCAUCCUGGCGUCUCCAAUCAAUUUCUUAUCAACACAAACUCAGAAUUAGCCUUGAUGUACAAUGACUCAUCUGUUCUGGAGAACCACCAUUUAGCUGUGGGUUUCAAGCUGCUACAAGAAGAGAACUGUGACAUUUUCCAGAACUUGACCAAAAAGCAGAGACAAUCAUUACGGAAAAUGGUCAUUGACAUAGUGCUUGCAACAGAUAUGUCAAAACAUAUGAAUCUACUGGCUGAUUUGAAAACAAUGGUUGAAACGAAGAAAGUCACAAGUUCGGGGGUUCUCCUUCUCGACAACUAUUCGGACAGAAUACAGGUUCUGCAGAACAUGGUACAUUGUGCAGAUCUCAGCAAUCCAACAAAACCUUUGCAGCUCUACCGACAUUGGACAGACCGGAUAAUGGAGGAAUUCUUCCGGCAGGGAGAUCGAGAGAGGGAGCGAGGAAUGGAAAUCAGCCCUAUGUGUGACAAGCACAAUGCCUCUGUGGAAAAAUCACAGGUCGGGUUCAUAGAUUACAUUGUCCAUCCAUUGUGGGAGACAUGGGCAGAUCUUGUUCACCCCGAUGCCCAAGACAUACUGGACACACUAGAGGACAAUCGAGAAUGGUAUCAAAGCACAAUUCCCCAGAGUCCGUCCCCUGCCCCAGACGAGCAGGAAGAAGGUAGACAAGGCCAAACGGAAAAAUUCCAGUUUGAACUAACACUGGAAGAGGAUGGGGAAUCGGACACAGAAAAGGACAGUGGCAGUCAAGUAGAAGAAGACACCAGCUGUAGUGACUCGAAGACCCUUUGUACACAGGACUCUGAAUCUGCUGAGAUUCCACUAGACGAGCAGGUGGAAGAGGAGGAAGGCCAGACAGAACCUAGUGCAUUAGAAGGAGAGCAUUCCCCCGACACGUAACAGUGUGGAAUACUUUCUCUUAUCUCCCUUUUUGGUUUUCGUUUUUUUUGGUUUCUUUUUAGAAAAUGGUCUCCAA